Molecule: messenger RNA, 2084 nt
Organism: Notolabrus celidotus (New Zealand spotty)
Lineage: Eukaryota; Metazoa; Chordata; Actinopteri; Labriformes; Labridae
Gene: nostrin
Product: nitric oxide synthase trafficking
Exons: 16
Coding region: 25-1758 (577 amino acids)
Biological process (GO): signal transduction
Cellular component (GO): plasma membrane; cytoplasm
Molecular function (GO): protein binding
Source: RefSeq, a predicted model, not a curated record
CCGACACACUCAGGUGAUUUCCGCAUGAGUGACUUUGGGAGGAGGGUGGUCAAAGUUCCAGGUCCAAAGUCAACAAACAGCCACAGUCUUAAGAUGAAGGACCCUAUCAGCACCUGCUCUUAUAACGAACUGUAUCAAAAUGUGAAACGAUUCUCAAAAAGUGGGGAAUACUUCAGCAAAGAACUGAUGACAGUAUUCCAGCAAAGGUCUGAGCUUGAACUGACGUACUCAAAAGGACUACAAAAACUUGCAGGCAAACUCAUCAGGGCCUCCAAAGGAAUGUCAAACAAUUCCACCUACAGUGCCUGGUGUCGUGUGUCAGAUGAGAUGUACUCAAGAGCAGAUGCCCACAGAUCACUGGGAAAUGCAUUUCAGCAAGAAGCAAUCGUGGAAAUACGACAAGUCUUAGACGAACACACUAAGAGGAAGAGGCCUCUUGACAACGCCGUUGACAGAAAUGGAAAACUUGUUACUACUAACUGGAGUGAGCAACUCAAGAUUAAGAAGAAAUUGAUUGGACUAACAAGAGAGCAUGAGGAUUUGUUCAACUUUGUCGGGAGCAACAAACACAUUUGCACUGAAAAGGAGAAACAAAAGAUGCUGAACAGGCUGACUAAGUCAGCAGAGAUGCAGGCGCGGGUGGAUGAGGAGUACUUUAAUAUCAACAUGGAGGGUCAUCAAAUGAGACUCAAGUGGGAAAAUACGCUGAAAAACUGCUACCAGAUCAUACAGGAGCUGGAAAAACAGCGGAUUGAAGUCCUCUGCAACAUUUUGAACAGAUACAACCUCUACAUGUCCAGCUUUGGGCAGACCCUCCAACACGGCCAAAGACAGAUCGAGCAGGCAGCCCAAAGGGUGGACAUGGAUAAAGACAUUCAGACCCUGGUGGAGGAAAACAACAUCACAGAUGUAGACAGCAAAGCUGAGUUUUUGAUGGCUGAUUAUUUUGAAGAAGACAGCAAAUCCCUGAUGAGCAGAGAAAGAAGAAAAGAGGCCAUCAAAAUCAAACUGCAGCGUCUGGAGGACAGGGUCGUAAAAACACAGAAAGACCGUGAAGGAAUUGAAAAACUGAUGAAAACUUACACAGAAAAUCCAUCUUUUUCAAACCAAAAGAACCUUGAGGAGACAGAGCAGCAGCUGGAUGAGAGUACUCUUAAACUGGAUCUCCUGGAGGCCACCCACUACAAACUGUCUUUAUCAAUGUGUGAAUUAGAGGGGAAGCCCAGGUCCUUUCACCGGUUUAAAGACAGCAUCGUGAAAUGGAAAGAUAGGGACUCUGAGCACAGUGUGGUCCAACUGCCUCGUCCAGUCAAACUCAGGAGGACCCUGUUCAGAUCCCGUCAAUCACUGAGGGCGUCUAUCAUUUACAAAGGACCUGUGCAGUUUAUGACACAGCAGUCUGCAGAGUCCUUACCAGGUGCCACUGAGCAAGGCACUUCAUCAGCCACUGCACAUGAGCCUGUUUCUGUGGAGUGUGACAGCACUGUCAACGGAAGCCUUCCCCACACUGAUGAGGACAGAGAACAAGGUCACAUAACACCAGUAAUGAGCAGUUUGGGAAAUUGCAAAGCCCUGUAUGAUUUCACACCUGAACAGGAUGAUGAACUGACUUUAAAAGAAGGAGACCUUCUAGAUAUCUACAGAAAGGAAGAGAACGGUUGGUGGUUUGGAGAACUAAACGGGAAGACAGGGCAUUUCCCAUCAACCUAUGUGGAGGAGCUGCCUGUGCUGAGCAGCAUCAAAUCCUCUGAAGCCUGAAGAGUUUACUCAUGAACUGCAAAUACACCAAAUCACUCAGGAUGAAAAAAACAGCCCUGCAAAAAAGAAAAUGAAUGGAAGGAACUGGAAGCAUCAUGCACCAAGAAAAAACACACAUUCAAUCUGUUGUGAUUAUUGAUAUGCACCACACAUCUGCCAACACUGUAUCAAAUCACCACUUUCUUAAAUUAGUUUAUAAUGCAGUGUGGAUUCACAAUGUAUGUUCAUUUUUAUGUUCAAACUCAUUCGUCUCUUUUAUUUAUUUCACACUGUGUAAAGACAAGCUCAACUAAAGUGAGUAUCAAAUAAAUAUGUACUUCUUUUAA